AUGUGGGAUACAGAGCGCUCAAUAGCCAGAGUUUCACGACAUCCCAAACUGGACAUCAGAGCACCUUCCGAUGCUUAUUUAUGCGCAAAACCUCAUCCCACCAGAUUAAAAAUAGGACCCAGAGCAGAUGAUAUUGAAAAAAUGAUAGACUUGUUAUGUCGAGAGGGAAUACGCAUUGACUUUCGCAAUUCCACCGAACUCGUCAAACUCAAUCUUGCCAGGUCGCAACACGAAAUGCCAGCAACCUAA
Molecule: messenger RNA, 249 nt
Organism: Opisthorchis viverrini
Lineage: Eukaryota; Metazoa; Platyhelminthes; Trematoda; Opisthorchiida; Opisthorchiidae
Exons: 2
Coding region: 1-249 (82 amino acids)
Source: RefSeq, a predicted model, not a curated record